Molecule: messenger RNA, 4044 nt
Organism: Closterium sp. Naga37s-1
Lineage: Eukaryota; Viridiplantae; Streptophyta; Zygnematophyceae; Desmidiales; Closteriaceae
Source: the annotation of a GenBank genome assembly
AUGUGUGAUAGCCGCCUGCUGGAGCUGACAGGCGCGCUCACGCCCAGCGACACCAAGGGGCAGGCGCGCCCGCAGCAGUACCUGGACAAGCUGCAGGUGGAGAGGGAGCGAGGCAUCACAGUGAAGGCACAGACCGCCACCAUGCUCUAUGACUAUGUGCCACCCACACCCACUGGUGAAGACCAGUCUGGUGGUGCCCCUGAUCGCACCGUGGAGAGGGAGCGAGGCAUCACAGUGAAGGCACAGACCGCCACCAUGCUCUAUGACUAUGUGCCACCCACACCCACUGGUGAAGACCAGUCUGGUGGUGCCCCUGAUUGCACAGCAACAGGAAGCCAGUCUGGUCCCGGUCCCCCUCCCGGGAGGUACCUGCUGAACCUGAUAGACACGCCCGGCCACGUGGACUUCAGCUACGAGGUGUCUCGCUCGCUGGCCGCCACGCAGGGCGUGCUGCUGCUGCUGCUGCUGGUGCUGGCCCUGGUGGAGAGGGAGCGAGGCAUCACCGUGAAGGCACAGACCGCCACCAUGCUCUACGACUACGUGCCACCCACACUGACUGAUGGGGACCAGUCUGGUCCAGGUCCCCCUCCCGGGCGGUACCUGCUGAAUCUGAUUGACACGCCCGGCCACGUGGACUUCAGCUACGAGGUGUCUCGCUCGCUGGCCGCCACGCAGGGCGUGCUGCUGCUGGUGGACGCGCAGCAGGGCAUUCAGGCGCAGACCGUCGCCACUUUCUUCCUUGCUCUGGAAGGAGAUCUGGCGAUCGUGCCGGUGGGCGUGCUGUUGCUGGUGGACGCGCAGGAGGGCAUCCAGGCGCAGACCGUCGCUAACUUCUUCCUGGCUCUCGAGGGGGACUUGGCGAUCGUACCCGUGGUGAAUAAGAUUGACAGACCCGACGCCGACCCUGAAGCCAUCCGUUGCCUCUCAGGUCUCGAGCACCUUCGAUUCAACCUGCCUCUCGCCUGCUGCCUCUUCACCUCAGCCCGCACUCUCCCUUUCAUUGUUCCUCCACUCCCCCCAUUCCCUCUCUCAGCUGUCGCUGCCCAAAUUGCCUCCACCUUCGACCUACCCCUUACCUCCUGCCUCUUCACCUCAGCCCGCACGGGAGCCGGCCUCCCUUUGCUGCUCUCACACACCCUUUUCGUCUCCCUCCCAUCCUCUCCCCCUCUUUUCCCCUCACCAACCUCCCUCCCCUCGUGUGCCAGCCGUUGCCUCUCAAAUCGCCUCCACCUUCGACCUGCCGCUCACCUCCUGCCUCUUCACCUCGGCCUCAAUUCUCCCCCCUCUCCUUGUUCCCCUACUCCCCCCUCUCCUGCUCCCCCUCGCAGCUGUCGCCUCUCAAAUCGCCUCCACCUUCGACCUACCUCGCGCCUCCUGCCGCUUCACCUCAGCGCGCACGGGAGCCGGCCCGCCUUCCCUUCUCUCACACACCCUUUUCGUCCCCCUUCCACCCGCUCCUUCCCCACACCAGUUGUCGCCUCUCAAAUCGCCUCCACCUUCGACCUGCCCCUCACCUCCUGCCUCUUCACCUCGGCCCGCACGGGCGCCGGCCUCCCCUCCCUUCUCUCCGCCAUCGUGCGCCAGAUACCACCUCCCCCAGGCGACCCUGCCGCGCCGCUGCGCGCGCUGCUAUUGGACGCGCACUUUGACGAGUACAGGGGCGUGGUGUGCCACGUGGCAGUGGUUGAUGGGGCGAUCAGGGAGGGCGAGAAGGUGGCGGUGGCAGGGAUGGGGAUGAGCUAUGACGUGGGGGAGGUGGGGGUCAUGUACCCUGAGGCAACGCCUACAGGCUGUCUUCUUACCGGCCAGGUUAGCCGUUUAAAGGCCAGUGCAAGCAUGGGAGGGCGAGAAGGUGGCGGUGGCAGGGAUGGGGAUGAGCUAUGGCGUGGGGGAGGUGGGGGUCAUGUACCCCGAGGCUACUCCUACCGGCUGCCUACUUACUGGCCAGGUGAGUGGGGGGAUGAAUGUGUGUGUGCGUGUGUAUAUGGGCGGGUGGCGGUGGCAGGCAUGGGGAUGAGCUAUGACGUGGGGGAGGUGGGUGGGGGUCAUGUACCCCGAGGCAACACCCACAGGGUGUCUGCUUACUGGCCAGGUGAGUGUGAGAAGGCUUGUUUAAGUUCCGGUGCAUGCCCGGGAGGGGGAGCGGGUGGCGGUGGCAGGGAUGGGGAUGAGCUACGACGUGGGGGAGGUGGGGGUCAUGUAUCCCGAGGCUACUCCCACAGGGUGCCUGCUAACCAGUCAAGUGAGUGUGAGAAGGCUUGUUUGAGUUCCGGUGCAUGCCAGGGAGGGAGAGAGGGUGGCGGUGGCAGGGAUGGGGAUGAGCUACGACGUGGGGAGGACUUGGACAACAAGGGAGGCAAGGAAGCACGCAUAGGAGACACCAUACACCACCAUAAAGCCCUGGUCUCGCCCCUGCCGGGCUUCAGGGCGGCGCAGCACAUGGUGUUUGCAGGGGUGUUCCCGGCCGAUGGCUCUGACUUUGAGGCUCUGGCUAAAGCGGUUGACAAGCUGGUAAGGGGGAGAGGGAAGGGCGAGGCGGGCUGGGAGGGAGCGCAGCACAUGGUGUUUGCGGGGGUGUUCCCGGCCGAUGGGUCUGACUUUGAGGCGCUGGCUAAAGCAGUGGAUAAGCUGGUGUGCAACGAUGCGAGCGUGGCCGCGCAGGCCAAGGCGGUGGACAAGCUGGUGUGCAACGAUGCCAGCGUGGCCGUUAUCCGCCACAGCAGCGCUGCCCUGGGCGCUGGAUUCAGGUGCGGCUUCCUGGGUCUGCUCCACAUGGACGUGUUUCACCAGCGCCUGCAGCAGGAGUUUGGCGCCGAGGUUAUUUCCACCGCUCCCUCCGUGCCGGCAAUAUUUGAAUACGCCGAUGGCACUCGCAUAGAAGCCCAGGGCCCAUCAGACAUCCCAUCCAUCCCCAAGCAGCGAGUGGUUCGCUGCACCGAGCCCUUCGUGCUUGCCACCGUCGUCACGCCCUCCAAGUAUGUGGGGCCAAUCAUGGAGCUCUGUGCGAGUAGGAGGGGCGAGCAGAAGGAAUACUCGUUUAUUGACGGCGACCGGGCGAUGCUGAGGUACGACAUGCCAGUGAGGGAGGUGGUGAUGGAUUUCUACAGCCACCUCAAGAGCAUCUCGUCGGGCUUUGCCACAUUCGACUAUGAAGAUGCCGGCAUGAGGGAGGCGGAUCUGGUGAAGGUGGAUGUGAUGCUGAACGGCAAGCCAGUGGACGCACUGGCAGCCAUCGCCCACAGGGAGGCAGCGCAGCGCAUGGGGAGGAAAUUGGUGGAGCGGCUGAAAGGGGUGCUCGACAGCGGAUCGAUCAUGGGAUCGUCGUCUGUAAUGGAGGAGGUGCGGAAGGUGAUGGCGAUGGUGACGGAGGGCAACGAGCAGCUGCAGCAGGCGCAGGAGCAGGCAUCCGCCGCCAUUCGCGAGACCACCGCGGCCGCGCGACAGCAGAUGGCGGUCAUGGAAGCCGCAGCGUCGGAACACCUGCAAGAAGCCAAGGCGUCCCUUGAGGUGGCUAGUGAGGUGUACACACAGUAUGAGGAUGUUUUCUUCCACCACCUCAAGAUGGGAGUCUAUCUGGCCUCGGAGCAUCGCGUUGCCUCGUCUGCAGCGCUGCUCUCUGCUCUCGCUUUCCUCCUUCCAGGGCCACGCAAGAUGCUGUAUCGUGCAACAUUCGGCCGAUUUCAAACCCCAGAGGUGCUGGUGGAGUCAGCAGAGCGUAAGCUAGAGGGCUUGAAGCAGUCAGUCGAAGUCUUUAAGAAUGACACCAAGAAGCUGCAGGAACGGGCUCAAAUGGCGGAGUCAGAGUUCCUGUCAGGCCGAGACAAGCUGAAGGCUGCAGGGGCUGAGAUGCAACGGCUGGCAGGGUCGGUACGGGCAGCGGAGAAGAAAUCCCUGGGGCUGCGUGAGCUUCUAAAAGACCUGCCUGCGAGAGACAGUGUUCGGCUCCGAUCAGAGCUGGCCAUGGCAACCCGAGAGGCUCAACGUCAGCUGCAUGCCAUCAACAAAUCAACCGUGCAUGUGGCUCGUCUCGGCAUCCCCAUCUAG